This is a messenger RNA of Penicillium canariense, 1761 nucleotides long. RefSeq lists its product as uncharacterized. The transcript has 3 exons. The coding region runs from base 1 to 1761 and encodes 586 amino acids. NCBI's taxonomy places the organism in Eukaryota, Fungi, Ascomycota, Eurotiomycetes, Eurotiales, Aspergillaceae. The record is from RefSeq and is a predicted model, not a curated record.
AUGGCUUCCCGAAAGAAACAGAGCAAUGCCCGGAAACGAGAUGGUAUCCACUUCGUCAAUGCCAGGCCGUCCUCCGAGACCGAGCGACUCACGGCCCAACGCCUGGUGCGCGCCCAUGUUGGCCGAUGGAUCUCCGACCAGACCAAGGGCCGCUCGACGACCGAUGAACCCUCCUCCAACACCGCGACGAACCCCCUUCGAAACUCAAUCAGCAGCGACCAUGCCGAGUCGUCUUACCCCCUCGUGUCGCGUCCGUCGCCCUAUGCCGCGCACCGCGCACUGGCCAUGGGCGCGGGUUCUUUGCGCCCGCAGGGCGAAUGGCCACGAUCCCCUUUCCCACCCGCGAGCGAUAGCAGUGAUAGCAGCAGUGAUGACACGAACUCAAUGACAAACCUGGGGGAGCCUGUUGCCAUUUUUACGUGGGACGAGGUCCCCCGCAUCGAGCCGCCGAUAUCAGGAUUCUUAGAUCCAUUCACCCAGUACCCCUCGAAAUUCUCGCCAGAAGUGGUGAAUCUCUGUGAAAAUUACUGUCUGUCGGUGCUGUGGCCGGGCCUUAUUCCAAAGUCAAUGGGGCAUGAGAAAAAAGCGGGCGAGACUUGGUUCCCGCUUGCGCUGUCGGACCCGGCUCUCUUCACGGCAUUCAUGUUCGGAUCGUUAUGCCAUCAGCGUGUUCAGUGGCUCAAGGGCUGGGUUCCUGGGUCCAGCUUUGGGUCUAACCAGCAGCGCACCCUUCAAUUGUGCGAGAUGGAGUCGAUCAACCUGAUUAGUCAGGCCGUGCAGGAUCCCACUCGUGCGGUUAGUGACGCCGUGCUUUUGAGUGUCAUUUGUAUGGCCCAUCAUCAAGCGUUGGAAGCGAGUCCCGACCAGUAUCGGAGAACACCAUUUACUCCGCCAUUCCAACGCUUACAGUGGCUGGAUGUAUAUGGUCAUCUGCCACCGAACAUGAUUCACGUCUCAGGAUUGGUUCAGCUAGUGAAGAUGCGGGGGUUAAAGAACAUCAAGCUCCACGGCUUGCGUCCGACUAUCUGUUUCUCCGAUGUCAUGACUGCAAGUUGUCUAUGCAUCGCCCCAUGCUUCGAGUUCUGCGCCAUCGACGAGAGUAGAGGUGACAAAUCAGUACAAGAACUGCUCGGCUUCGGGCCCUCUGAUAUUGAGCAUAGCUUCGGGUGGCUACAGAACAUCGGUGUCACACCUCAAAUGGCAGAGGCACUGCAAGCAGCAACCACCUAUGUCAACAUCAUGAAAGGCUGCAUGGAAGCCGGGUACGAAGUCUCUUUACUCUCGGAUCAGCGCAACCUUGCGCAGUACACACUCCUUUCUGUCCCAGCCGCCGCAGAUAUACAGAGCGCCUUCUCGCACCCUACCGAGGAAGCCACCUACGAAGCCUGUCGCUUGGCCAUGUUGAUCUUUUCAGUCGGCGUUGUCUUCCCUAUCCCCGCAAAUAAUACCCCACUGUUGCGUCUGGCGCAGUUGCUCCAGGCUGUUCUGCGCCAGCCGAAUGCUUCUGUCCUCUGGUCUUCUCCGAACCAUAGCAUUCCCCUGAUCUGGAUCUUGACCCUUGGGGGUAUCGCUGCGUUCGAUGGUGGCCCCGAAAGGCCGUUCUUUGUAUCUGCUCUGCGCGAGACUACCCGGCGCAAUGGGCUGUCUUCUUGGGCGGAUGUAAAACGUGCCUUGGAAGUGAUGCUUUGGUACGAUAUUGCCUGUGACGAAGCGGGUGAAAGCCUUUUCUCUGAAGCUUCAAGAUCUUACAUCAUGGAGUGA